AUGGGGCACGGCGUGAGCUGCGCCCGCACCGGCGACGAGCACGACUACUUCCGCGCGGCGCAGGUCGGGGACCUCGACGCCCUGGGCGCGCUCCUCGCCGCCGACCCCUCCCUCGCCCGCCGCGCCACGCUCUACGACCGCCUCUCCGCGCUCCACAUCGCCGCCGCGAAUGGCCGCUUCGAGGUGCUGUCCAUGAUCUUGGAUCACGGGGUGCCGCCGGACGCGGUGAAUCGGCACAAGCAGACUCCGCUGAUGCUCGCGGCGAUGCACGGCAAGAUCGACUGCGUGCUCAAGCUCCUGCAGGCCGGCGCCAAUAUCCUGAUGUUCGACUCGCUGCACGGGCGGUCCUGCCUGCACCACGCGUCCUACUUCGGCCACGUCGACUGCCUGCAGGCCAUCCUCACGGCGGCGCGGACCACGCCGGUGGCCGACUCAUGGGGUUUCGCCCGGUUCGUCAACGUCAGGGACGACCACGGCGCCACGCCGCUGCACCUCGCCGCCAGGCAGGGCCGCCCCGGCUGCGUGCAGGUGCUGCUGGAGAACGGCGCCAUUGUCUCCGCCCUCACCGGCUCCUACGGGUUCCCCGGUAGCACAUCGCUGCAUCUGGCCGCUCGCAGCGGGAACCUGGAUUGCAUCCGGAAGCUGCUCGCCUGGGGCGCAGAUCGUCUCCAGAGGGACUCAGCAGGGAGGAUUCCUUAUGCCGUUGCGCUGAAGCGCAACCACGAAGCGUGCGCGGCGCUGCUGAACCCUUCGUCAGCGGAGCCCAUGGUGUGGCCUUCCCGCUCAAGUUCAUCAGCGAGCGACGCAGAGCUGUGCUGCAUCUGCUUCGACCAGGCGUGCACGAUCGAGGUGCAGGACUGUGGGCACCAGAUGUGCGCGCCGUGCACGCUGGCGCUGUGCUGCCACAGCAAGCCCAACCCGACGACGCUUACACUGUCAUCGCCGGCCUGCCCCUUCUGCCGCGGCAGCAUCUCGCGGCUGCUCGUGGCCAGGGCAAGCACCACGUCCAUUGAUGACGCGGACAAGGCUGCUGCUGCGGCGGCCUCCUCCCCGCAGCUUGUCCGGCGGCGGUCCCGGCGAUCUCACAACCUCAGUGACGGCGGGAGCAGCAGCUUCAAGGGGCUGUCGUCUGCCGUGGCCGGGUCCUUCUCCAAGAUCGGACGCGGAUCGAGCCGGAUGGCCGACAACGACAGCAUGGACAAGCCCGAGCACGACCUGUGA
Messenger RNA from Miscanthus lutarioriparius, 1221 nucleotides. NCBI's taxonomy places the organism in Eukaryota, Viridiplantae, Streptophyta, Magnoliopsida, Poales, Poaceae. The record is from the annotation of a GenBank genome assembly.